Messenger RNA from Medioppia subpectinata, 1812 nucleotides. The record is from the annotation of a GenBank genome assembly. NCBI's taxonomy places the organism in Eukaryota, Metazoa, Arthropoda, Arachnida, Sarcoptiformes, Oppiidae.
AUGGGGGAAAUGUUGGCUCAAGUGAUGAUUGAAAUGCGUUCACAACUCGACGAUGAGAUGGACUUAUAUAAGGAUGAGUUACUUGUGAUCACAGACUCGGCCGAUAAGAUGUACUUCAGAGGCCACUCCAUGGAUGGCAUCCGUUCAGGACUUAUACCCAAACGCUUCGUACAUAUUGUUGAUCACAACUAUCGGCCGCCGAUAGACAGCAUAGAUGAAAACCAUAUGAAUGUGGGAAAUACGGCCUCAAAUAAUGGCGUGCAUUACUCGGAGAGUCCGCCGUCUUAUGAAAAUGCAAUCAAUUCAAGCUAUGCUUUGCCCGCAUGUGUUGUAUCGGCCGAUUCUUUGGGCUAUUGUAACGCAUUGGUCGGUGACGUGCAGUCAUACGGGCGGACAUUAUACGACUUCCACGCCGAGCACCCUGGUGAAUUGAAUCUACGCGAUAACGAGAUCGUUCAUCUUAUCCGACACAUAGACCACGACUGGAUUGAGGGCGAAAUCGACGGCAGAAUUGGUAUUUUUCCCAAGAGUUUUAUAGAGAUUAUAGUCGAUUGCGACACAAAUAACAUUUUCACGUCAAGUGAUGACAAUGUUUGCGAUAGUAUUGGCCAACUCUUUCCGACCGAUACUUUCGCCCGAGUUUUAUACAACUUUGACGGCGAAAUUGAAACCGAUUUGAGAGUUCGAAAAGGGGAUACAUUAACAUUGAUCCGAAUGGCGGACACCAAUUGGGUCGAAGCCGUCGAUGACGAGGGAAAUGUGGGACUCAUUGCUCGCAAUUAUAUCGAACUAAUGGACGAAAUCUCAUCCAUUCAUUCAAUUAAUUCAUCGCGAAAUGAGUUAACUUUCGAUGAAACGCCUCAUGAUUUUCAACCCGUCCUCUCAAACAAUGAAAACCAUAUUUAUUUGAACGAUACUUACAUUAACGAUAACCAAACACCAGUGAUAACAACACCAGUGAUGACACCAGUGAUGACAUUCUCAGACAUUAAACCAGUGAUUACAGAAAAUGAAGUGAAAGACUUUGACACUAAUGAAAACCACAACAAUAUUAGCAUUAAAAUGAGUGAUGAGUCAACGCUUGAGCCGACAUUAUCCGUAUUAACUCCGCGAAGGGCUGCGCCGGCCGUUCCUCGGGUGGCCGACUCGCAAAUGGGAGCCGAAACGGGACUAACGCUACGCUCGACUAAUAUGUUUGUUCAGAGACCCCACAGACCGCCGCCACCCGUUCCUAAGCAUAAGAAAAAAUUGCGUUCGACAUUACAUCGAAUUCCAGUUCAGAUACGACCUCAGAAGUGGCCACUAAUCAAACCACAACCCAAGAUCAGCGACGAGUUGACGAUAGAAAGAAAAAGUUCAGAUACGACCUCAGAAGUGGCCACUAAUCAAACCACAACCCAAGAUCAGCGACGAGUUGACGAUAGAAAGAAAAAGGUUCGGGAACAAAGAGGAUGUGUUAUAACCGAGUUAUUGCAGACCGAAAGGGAUUACCGGAUGAAUCUUGAGGUCUGCGCCAACAUAUUCCUCACCGACAGAGAAGAGGGCGUAAAAAAUGGCAUAGAUUUGGGCCGUCUUUUCGGUAAUUUAGAGGACGUAAUACUCGUGUCUAAUAUUUUGAUACAAAAACUGGAAGAAUCGACAUUAAUGAAGAAAUACGAGCACCAAAUGAUUGGCAAAUGUUUUCUUGAAACACUGGACCAAAUGAAAGUGGCGUAUAGUUUGUAUUGUGAGAAUCACGACCAGUUGCAACCUCUUUGGAUCANGUCGAUUUCGCCCUCAAUCCAGUCGUGGUCUAUGUGUCGGAUAAGAUGA